Molecule: messenger RNA, 2728 nt
Organism: Ruditapes philippinarum (Manila clam)
Lineage: Eukaryota; Metazoa; Mollusca; Bivalvia; Venerida; Veneridae
Exons: 1
Coding region: 496-2595 (699 amino acids)
Molecular function (GO): protein binding
Source: RefSeq, a predicted model, not a curated record
GUAAUGAUAGUUGGGUUAUUGUUACUUUUGGUUCAAUUUUUUACAGUUAGAUUUAGUUAAAUUUAUAUAUUAUUUGUUUGGGGUUAUAAAAUAAAUAAGACAUUAGUUUGUGAGUAACUGUACAAAUAUCAUCCCUCGUGAAAAUACUGUUAUCCUCUGCUAACGCCUCAUGUAUCAGUAUAUCGGGAUGAUACUUUUACUGUUACCCACAAACCCUUGUGUUAUUUAUAUAACUGACAAUAGAAUUCCUUUUACAUCCCACUCAUCUAUUAAUACACUGAUAUGAUAGGAACAUAUCAAAAUCAAACAGAUAGAAGGUUAAGGAUAAUUUAUAAAAUAUUCAUUUAUUGAUAUCUACCUCAACUUAUUUAAAAUUUCAUAAUAUAAAAAAUUGGCUAUCCUGUACUAUUCUGUUCUAGGACAUCAAGGAUAUAAGAGUAACAAGAAAAGUAUGUGACAAAAUAAACCUGGUGACUUUUAUUAAUAUAUUACAGAAUGUUUCAAGAAGCUGACUACAGAGAAAACCUAUCAUUGGCGUUAUCAGAGGUUUUAGAUGACAUUGGUGUCAAUGAAAGAAUGGUGAUGAGAAGGAGAAGACAAUUAAUGCUGGAGGAGACUAUGAUUAAUAUCACUUACAGGUUAACUGAUAAAAACAUGACUGAAUAUUGUCUAGGGAGUCAGAGUGAAGGUACAACUACUAGAGGACUUCAUUCAGACCUUGAUAUACUACUCUGUCAUCAUGAUUACAAUAUAAUACAAGACUGGUCAGAGUGGGAACAUGGCAAGUUAAACUAUCUCAUGAUACAGGAUGAGAACACUACCCCUGGUUAUUGUUUCUUACAACUGCUCCAACCUGAUAUACCUCUUCCUGUCACUGUCAUUCCUAAUGAACACCAUAUAAAUGAUAGAAGUGGAAGAAUAUUGUUAAAAAACACAUUAUAUAAUGGUGCCAUUCCGGGUGCUGUAGAUCAUGGACCAUCAAAUGCUGAACAAGGACAGGAUGGAUUCUGUGAUACAGACAUUGUGCCAGCUUUUCAUUGUAAAUCCUGGCCUCAAUCAGCAUCAGAUUGGUUAGAUAGACAAGGUAUUGGCAGAUGGCCAACACAAGACAUGAGAAGAUAUGCAGCCAGUACUGGGUGUUUUGUUGUUGCAACUGGAAGUAAGGUCAGUGAAUAUCCUGAACUGGAAUGGAGAAUAUCUACAUCCCUGGCAGAAAGGUGUUUGAUGUCAAAUCUAAAUAUAACACAAAUAAGGUGCUAUGUAUUGUUGAAAAUGAUUCUGAAAUCCUUCCUUAAUCCUCACGCAGAAAUUAAUAUAUCAAGCUUCAUGUGUAAAACAGUUCUAUUACACUGUAUAGAAAACACAGAGUCAAGUAUAUGGAAAGAGAACAAUUUAUUUACAUGUUUAACAUAUUGCUUACUGGAAUUACACACCUGUGUACAGAAUGACUGUUGUUCACAUUUUAUUAUUCAAGAAAACAAUUUGAUGGCAGGGCAAUUUACAGCUGAAAAAAAAAAUGAACUUUCAAAAAAAAUUUGUGAUGUUUUACAGAAUGACAGUCAAAUGUUACUUAGAAUUGAAAUUGAUGAUCUUGGCUAUAGACUGCAAGUUAAACUAAACAUAGUACCACAUGGAAUAUAUUAUUAUCACUAUUCUAUUGAUAUACAUGAACUUUAUAUGACCGAAGAAUAUUUAGGCAGAGCAUACAGCACUAGCUAUCAUCACCAUGACAUUUUACAUCAUUUACACAAUAAAAACAUAAGAACAAUGAAACAAUUUGUUGGUAAAUUAAUUUCUUUCAGAGUUAAUAGUAAUAGAUUAGAACAGAUUGCAUUGAAGUUUCUAGCACCUAUUCUUUUUACCACAUAUGGGUCUGCCCUGGCAUCAUCCAGGGUUGCCGAAAAUAAUCAAGUGUCACCUGAAGUGUUGGUCUGGCUAUCAGCUGGUUUAAACUCAGAUAUCUCUUCUAGCAGACUUAAAUUGGCUUCAGUGUUCUACAGUACAGGAGAUAUGGAGCAAGCUGAACUCAUUCUGAGACACAUUGAACAACAAUAUUACUCUUAUCCUGUUGUACCUGUCUGUACAUGCGUGAAGAAGCCUCCAGCAGUAACAGCAGAACUCAUGAGGAUAUGUGGUGAGCAAAGUGAGGACUGUAUUAAACAUAUUACAGCAUUUUGUGUCAAAUUUAUACAGGAAGAGAUCAACUGUAUUCCUUAUGAACUCCAAUAUGAGAUGUUCAGAUCUACACAAGAUGACAUGAUACAUAGACAUUGGUUUAAAGACUGUUGGAUGGACUGGGCUGUAGUUGAUUCUCUACCUUUCCUGUACUUCCUACAAUACAAGAUCUAUCGUCAUCUACAAAGACAUCAAGAUAAACAACAAGCACUUAAUAAACUUAUAAGAACCAUAGUAACUGACGAAAACCUUAAACAUAGAGAAACAGCUCUCAACAUUUUAGGACAAUGUAUGGAACAAGAAAACAGACCUCAACAAGCAUUAAAUUGCUACUUGCUUUCUCUUCAGCAAAGGGCAAGAAACAAUGCAGCAAACUUCCAUGUAUGCAAACUCCUUUCUAGGAUAUUCGCUGGCCAAUAAAACAUGUGGUCAAAAGCAGACAGUAUUAAGACUUGAAUUUCUACUGAUCAAAAUCAUAAUUCUUGUGUGCAAUAAACAUGAUUCAAAUGUCAAUAUAUGUGCUUUGAUAUUUUUGUUAUAUUUCAUAUAACAA